This is a messenger RNA of Naegleria fowleri, 720 nucleotides long. RefSeq lists its product as uncharacterized. The coding region runs from base 1 to 720 and encodes 239 amino acids. The transcript has a single exon. Lineage: Eukaryota; Heterolobosea; Eutetramitea; Acrasida; Naegleriidae. The record is from RefSeq and is a predicted model, not a curated record.
AUGAGUACAUCCAUGAUGCCUAUGAAUACCUCUGAAGAGGACAUGUCAUCUCAACAAAGAAGAGAUUGUAUUCUCUCGUCCGAUCACGCCACUGAUGAAUCAUUGAUUGAAUCGAAAAUUCCUGCCAAGAGUAUUUAUGCUUUUGGUGCCGAUAAGAUCCUUCAUUCGGCACGUAUUAGCCUUUUAGAUUCCGAACGUUUAUCUAAUUUGAGAUAUUUAAUUAUCACAAACGAAGCUCUUUACAUUUUCGAUGAUCAAGACUUUGAGAGAAGAAUUCCUAACGAACAAAUUAUUGAAAUUGUUAAAUAUCAAGACACAACAGGAUCACCAAACAUUUCAAAAAGUCCAUCCAAUGAGCAAAACAAAUCACAUCGUUUAUUGUUUCGAGUGAAAGAUGAUUCCGAUUUGUUAAUUAUUUGCAAAGGUGCUAACGGAGUGUUGGAAACAUUACAAAAACAAGCAAAAGAUUUCAAUGCAUAUCGCUUCUCACAAGUUGAUCCUGCCGAAGAUUUAUUUUCAAAGGCAACAUUUAUUGAAAAUCAAUCAACUCAUACAAAGUCUUCAUCAUCACUGAAACAAUUGUUGGAAAAUGCUUUAAACGCAUCCGAGCUGAAAAAGGUCAUGCUGAAUUUGGAAUAUUUGAGAAGACAAUGCAAUCAAAAUGAAUGGGAAUCAGAUCCUCUAAUUUUGAAAGCCAUUGAGUUUGUGAAAAGCCAUUAA